Molecule: messenger RNA, 19098 nt
Organism: Xyrichtys novacula (pearly razorfish)
Lineage: Eukaryota; Metazoa; Chordata; Actinopteri; Labriformes; Labridae
Source: the annotation of a GenBank genome assembly
CCCAUAAGCCUUCAGUGCGUAACAACAUGGCGGCUCCCUGUAGGCAAGUAGGACAUCAAAUCCAGAGAAAAAGCCGAUUUCUACUGAAUAACUUCGAGCAGUUAUGGAGUCACAGGUGAGAAAUAUAUUUCAGAUGUUUUACGGUAAUAUAUAACUCUGUUUAUACACAAAUAUUUGAUGUAUUUUGUUACUGCACGAGUCUUAUAGCUGCAGCUAGCAUGAUCUGACAGGAGGUCAUGGAUUCAUCAGAUUAACCCAAAGGUUCAUCAGUGAGGCACAUGUAGGCAAACUACUGUAUGGAUUUCAGCCUUUGGGUUAGAGAAACACAUCAUCGACAUGGUUUUUACAAAGAAGUUAAACGAAAGAAGGUCAGACAGUGAUCAUCUGCACAGACCAGACCUACAAACACUGAUCCAGCUGACUUGAAGCACCUGGCAGAUGAAGUUUGGCUGGUUUUGCCUCUACAAAUGUAAAAAUAAAUAAAUAAAUGAAAAAGGUAUUUGCGGGGAGAGUGGGGUAAGUUGAGCCACUGCCUGUUGCUUGGAAAUGGUAAAAGAAAUUGAUCAUGUGACCAAAUAUUUAGGAGAUGGGCAUCAAUUCAUGGAGUCUGUGAAGGUUAGAAGCAAAUGAGUGAAGGGGUUAGACAUUUAUUUACAAAAAAAACAUUGUUCACUCUUGAAAGUAAAUUUAGUCUGUCAUAAAUUUUAUUAAAAUUGUGUUCAGACCAAAAAAGAUCAUUUUAAAUUUGUUUUAUACAUCAACUGUUGUAUCUAUGAGCUGUAAUAUCAGGUCAAAAACCUAGCAUUAAAGUCCACCAUUUUAGCUUAGAGGACUAAUAAAGACAUAAUAGUAGUUCGGGGGUAAGUUGAGCCAGUCACCUAACUGAGAAAGUAAAGAAGUCUGAUGAGAGGAUCAGAGUUUCAGUUCAGAUUGUUGAAAUAUGUUACUGUUUCUUUUCAAAAAUACAGCUGUGAAUGUUCUGAAUCACUUAAAGACAUUCUCAUGUUAAAAUGGCUUUUUACAAAACAGCUUUUCAGCAGUUAUAUGCAAUAAUAAUAAAAUAAUUAUUGUAUCGAUAGAAUAGCGUAUAAAUAGAUAAAAAAUACACAUGAAUGUGAAGAAGUGACUGUUAUUUAGGGAGAGAGACGGUGAGGGAGGGCUGGGAUGGAGAGUGGGGGGGGGUUGGUAGGGAUACGGCUUAACUUACCCCGCUCCUAUGCUCAACUUACCCCAUACACGGAGUAAAUUGACCAUAGGAGACUUGCUAUAUUACCAAGACAGUUAUGUCUACACUCAUUCUGUUGGUUUGCAGGGAUGCACAACAUCUUGAAAUAUACGCAGAUACAUGAGUUGGAGACAAAACUAUGAUCGCCUUGAUGUAGUGAUCCAGAAUAUAAAAAAUGGCUCAUCUUACCCCACUGUCCCUUACAGUGCUAAACUUUUGGCUCUCCAAGCUUUCAACCGAGCAUAUAGAGCAGAAAGCUGAACAAGUUAAAGUGUGUGAAUAAUUCCCCUUAUAUCUUUUGAUACUCAUGCACCUUACCAGGUCUCUGCCAGGUUGAGCUGUUGUCUCUUCACCGAUUUCACCUGCACUGCAUAUGUUUAUUUUCAGGACUUUUGGUUGGACUUCAGCUCUGCAACAACAAGCUGCAAACACUUGUAAAGGUAAGUGUGAUGUUUGUUUUAAUACAGUGGGAGAAAACGUGAGUGUUUCAGUACUUUAAUAUUUUCAUAAAACCGUUGUAUCCAGCUAUUCAGUGAAACUUUUGUUGGUUUAUAAAAGGAAAAGUGUGUGUGUGUGCAUGUGUGUGUGUGUGUGUGUGUGUGUGUGUGUGUGUGUGUGUGUGUGUGUGUGUGUGUGUGUGUGUGUGUGUGUGUGUAAAUUAAUGCACUCAGAGUCUGCUCUUCAUAAAAUUUUAACUUUGGAUAAUAGAAUUUACGAACCAUGGAUUCCCUCAUUGUGGCAGACAUGCUGUUUGUUUUGUUUGGCCCGUGGUCUGCAUCAGAGCGUUUGGUCUGAGCGUUAUAAAUGGUAUCCACAUGCGUUAAUGUAUAUGCAUAGAACUAAAAGGGUUGACAACAGAACUAGGAACAGUACUUGGAUCUCAUUGGAUUUAAAAAUCCUGGGCAGAUGCUAACCCCUCAUGCUCCAAAUCAUCCAACAGCAAAUACAUGAAAAUCUUAUCGAUAAAGGUUUUAUUGCAUUUGUUGAUCAUUCAGAUAAUUUGUUGUAAAUGGCCAGCACUGAAAAUGUCCAGAUUCUAGGAAAACACUCCUCUGCUACCAGAUUCCACCAAGAGAAAAACCUAAAGCCAACAUGCGUUUCAAAGUGUGUCCCACAGUCUGUAUGAGAGUUAAUCUUUUCUCUUUAUAGUUGCAGAACCAACGGAGACCAUCGUCAUCCCAAAGAAGAAAACAUGGUGCGUGUUCAGUUGUGUUGUUAAAAUAGGUUUUGAUAUUUUGCGUACCACUCUUUGUUCCUUACAGUCACAGAAAACUGGAAUGAUCUUAGUUUGCCUUAACCAGAAAUAAAAACGAUGUUUUAACAGGAGUAAAGUCGCAGUGUUGGAGGCUCUGGCUGCCACCGUCAGCAGGGUGAGAGCUUCCUUCCUCUUGUCUUUAGGAUGUUAGUUUGGACGUAAACUCAGCAGAGUGGAUGUGCUACUUAUUUUUCUUCCUCUUUCCAGGAUCCAACAGCACAUCCUUACCAGUUCCAGGAUGAUCCCUACCUUACUCCAAGGACCGCCUCAGAGUUUGUAAGUCAAGAAUAAUAAAAACUAAACUGACAUCUCCUCCUCUGUUUUUUUUUUUACUAUUGUUUCUAGAUAAUAAUAUAUACAGUCAUUUGAAUCAAUGAACAUAUAGAAGGAUGAACUGUCAUAUGGUCUGUAUCUGCUAAUAAGAGUUUAAAGAAUAAAAAACUCCAUUCAAUAUUCCUGCCAGUUUGACCUGCUGAUGUUAACACACUUACACCUUUGACUCUUCCAGGCUGCGGUAGGACUUUUGUUUUUUGUAGUUCAAACAAAUGUUAUCGUUUAAUUUGACACCAUUUAUUUUGUGAUCCAACUGAUUUUGAUCUGGAUCUGUGUUACUGAAGUGAUGCAUCUCACAAAUUAUCAUCUCUAAUAAGACUGAUUUUUACUUCAUAUAACUUCAGAUUACUCUCUGGAAAAAUGUGUUUUUUCCCGUACUUUUAAAGAAAAAGGAAAUAGAUCCGUGAUAGCUUUGGUCUGCCUUUUUAACUGCAAAUAUCUCAUCAUAGAAGUAAAGUUGUAUGUUCAAUUGUUUAAAAUAGGUAUGGCUGUGUCCUGUAGAUGUUUGCCAGUUCUUUACAUUAAUGUUAUUUCUCUAGUUUGUAGUUUUCUUUUAAAACACACAAUGGAGUGAGAAGGAGCAUCCCUUUCAGUAGAAUCAGAGUUGAAACUUUAUUUUUAAAGUAGUUAGAGAUAAUGUUUUUCUCCCCCCUACUUUUCUAAAACCAACUUAGUAGUUAAACUUGAAUUGUUGUUUUAUCAACCAAUAUAUUUAUUCAACAUUAGAGCACUCAUGAGAUGAAUUUCAGAUGUGGUCAGGCAUAGUUUAAAAAGCAGAGCUAGUAAAGCUGUCCUGAUGUGUAGACAUCAUGGGUCAGAAACGUCAGUAUUCGCCGCUGUGAUAAUAGGAAAGUAACCUCUGUUCCACUGUGAGGUAUUUUCAGACUGAAGUUUUUUCUCUCUCUCUUUCUACAGAGGCUGUACUCUCUCUCUCAGGAGUCCGGCAGAUCUGCAGCAAAAUAUUUUGUCAACAGUAAUCCCAAGUUCUUUACCAAAGACUUUGCAGAGCCUCAUAUACCGGUACACACACACACACACACACACACACACACACACACACACACACACACACACACACACACACACACACACACACCUGCUCUUUGUGAGCAUGAACAGUUUAUUCCAGGGAAGUGGGUUAGAAAUUUUGGCCAUAAACUUGUAUCAACCAACAUUUGGAUUUGCUGUCCAUGUUUUGUUUUGAUGUAUUUUGGUUUUGGUUUGUGUUUAGUGUCUGAUGCCUGAGACUGUGUCCCUUUGUCUGGAGGAAACGAGUGAGGAAGCUCUGAAAGAACGAAUCAAGUUGAGGAAAGUGAAAGCUGCUGUCGACAUGUAUGAUCAACUCCUGCAAGCUGGUGAGAGCAGACACAAAAACAUGUGCAAACUGUUCAUAACUAAUGACUCAGGAUAAAAGCAAACUGCUGCAAAAUAGACUGAGUCUCUCCUAUUGAAUUCCUACAGGCACAUCAGUUACCAUGGAAACAACCCAUGAUCUGUUGGACCUGAUCUGUCUCUAUUGUGAUCAAGAUCCUGUCGAUGACCAAGAAACACAGACAGAGGACAUAGUAAGUCACAUGAUAAUGCGACAACAAGUAUUAGAGAUAGACUGAUCAAUCAGUCCACCAAUUAAUCAGGUCCAUGAACGGCAUUUUGACAUAAUGAGCAUCAAAUGAUCAAAGGCUGAUAUCAUCAUUCCAAUUAAAAGGUGUUUUUGUCGUCUUAUUAACAGUUUAUCAGAUGUAAAUCAGUCACUGGCUAGUAGUUUAAUCUGAAUCUGGUUAUCAUGUGUAGAAUAUCAAUCUCUGAUCGUUGGACAGAAAUCAAGAAGAACCUUGUAGGUAUAUUUUUCUGAGCCAAAUAUUAUUCCAUCAGCAUUCCUCUGAUAAAAUAUUCUCUCCACUUAAGAAAUUUUGUGAUUAAUUUGCUGGUAUUUAUGAAUAGUUGUAUUUUGUCAAAUACAGUAAUGAUAAUUCUAAAAAUAUAUAUAUAUAAUAAUCAUGAUGAGAAUGAGGACACAAAAUGAUAAUGAUAAAAAUAAUGAUGAAAUAAUAGUGACAAUAAUAACAAUAAGUGGACCUGCUCGCUUAUAAUGGGUAUCAGCAUUGGCCAUUGUAAAACCCUAAUGUUUAUCUUUGUGCACCUUUUUCAGGAGGGGGCGGCUGAGGAGGUGACGAAGAUAAAAGGCAGGGUUCGUCGGGCGACGGACCUUCUGAGAUCAACCUGGAAAGAAAACAACAAUGCAGAGAGAAUCUUCAACCUCCUCCCUGAGAGAGACACACGGUGUUACUCUGCUCUGAUCAGGGGCAUGGUGAAGGUAUGAAUGAUGAUGAUAAUGACCGAUGCAGCACAUUAACUUGAUCUGAGAACCAUCGUCAUGAUGAAAUGGUACAAAUAGUUGCACGUUUUUUUGUUUGUGUCUCCAGCAUGGAGCCUUUGCAAGGGCCUUUAGUGUGUACACAGACAUGCUGAACGACAGAUUAACAGGUAAGUUAAAAAAGAUGAUUGGAAGAGAGAAAACCUUAUUGGAUGGUUAAAUUUAUUUAUUUAAUAUCAGCCAUAAAGUUUAACUCAGUUCAAUACAGAGCAUGAAAAUAAUGCAUUGCAGAUGGUAUGUAGCUUUAACUAAUGUUCAACUCUUGUCUCUUAUUACUGUCUUUAAUUAUCUUAGAUUUUGAAAUACUUUUCUUUCCCUUGUUGAAAUGCUUCUUAAUACAGUUCAGUUUGUAGGUGAUUUGAAUAUACUCUAAAAUAAUUCAACACCUUUUUUAAUCUUAAAAACAAAAUGUAACUCUCAGACUGAGCUUUUAAAUACAUUUGAGUUUAUCUCCAAAAACAUUUAAGUGUGUUCAGCUAAAAUGAGUGUGGUGUUUGCUGACAUUUAUAUUGCCUCAGAUGAAGUAAUACUAUGGCAGUACCACUAGAGGACGAUAGAGAACUACAUUUUUAACCCUCAGAGAGCAUCGCUUUGCAUUUGACCAUCAGAAAACCAUCCAUCUGUAUAAACCAUGUUUAAAUAAGAGAAUAGUUCAAAAAGAUCAGACGUUGAUUACAAAGGGGUUUCUUGCAUAAAAAUACAAGAUGAUAAAAUAUGAGUUUUAUGGUCCAUUAAGAAUACUGUAAACACGAUUACGAUGAUCAGUGAUCAGUGAUAUCAGAAGCCCUUACAGCCCAAUAUUGAAUUUGAAAAGUAAUAAUGCAGACACUAACAAAAAGUUUUAUAUAUGUAUGUAUAUAAUAGUGUAGUUUUAGUUCAGUAAAGAAUAUCUUAUCUCGAGCACAUGAGGGAAAUUUCAGAGUGUGUCAUGUAAUGACUAACCAGCCCAUCUUCUCUCUGUAGCUGAUGUCCACAUCUUCAACGCCCUGAUCUCAGCAGCUCCAGAGAUCAAGGACAAAUAUCACGAGAGAUGGGAUGUAAUCACAGUAAGCCUUCUGACUUUCUUUAUCAUGAUUUUCAUCAGUUCUGAGGAGCGCGUGGCUGAUUUUGUUGUGAAGAAAACUUAGUAACACUCAUCAAUAUUUAUUUAAUGCGAUAUAUUCUAACUUCAGGAAGUCAAACUUCAGGUGCUUUAAAUAAGCCUGAUUGUGUUGAGUAAAAAAGUAAAAACACAUUUCUGUAAUUCCUCGUGGCAAGAAUAAAUACAGUGUGGUGUUGCCUCUGAUAGAAAUAUCAGUCAUACCCUGACAUCCCUACUUUAUAAUCUAUAACAUAACACAAUGUGUUUAUCUUAUUUCACCUUUACAUUCAGAAUUCAUCUAUAGCAUGUUACUGGCUUAGAUAGCCCUGUAUGUCCUAUUUUUUAUAUAUUCUUUUCUUUUUCUGCAUUUUAAACAUUAUAUUUAAUUUGUUUAUUUCCCUUUUUUAAUAAUUGAAGAUGGCAGGAUAGAAACCCAAAAGUCCCAUGUGGAAAUAUUUGACUGAGCCAAACAGUUUUCCAUCUGGUUUAUUUAUUGAAAUCUCCACUGAAGGUCUGCACUUUUUUCUUUCAAAAACAAACAUACACAAACACUGAGAUAGCAGCAUUAUAGAUCAGCCAUCAGUCUGGAUGUGGACACUGGUCAUUAAAAAAGCUUCAAGCAGUCCAACGCUACUUUGUCCUAUAAACACAAAUGUAAAUGACAUGUUCAAAGUUCUUAUUAAAAACCGUUUUUUGAAUUCAUGUAAACACUCUGAAUGUCAUUUAUUUCCAUAAUGAUCUGUAAGAGCUGCAUCAAAGCUCAUUAAUGGGCUUAAAUUUGCCUUUUGUUUCUAAGAGACUGUGUCUGUCCUCGGUCCCUCUUCUGCAGGAUCUCCUGAAGCAGAUGAGUCAACAAAAAGUCCCACCCAACCUGCUGACCUUCAACAGAAUCCUCAAAGCUCUGAGACGAUGUGGCUCUUUGGCCAGAGCUCACUCAUUAUACACUCUGAGUGAGAUGAAGGCUUUAGGAAUAGGUAAGACACACAGACAUUGUCAAACACAGGCACAACCUCAGUGCCCUCAGCAAGAUUUCAGUCAGUGCCCCGUCGACUGGACCCGGUUCCACGCCUAUCACAAUUUUAUUUGCCUUUGGAAAAGUGGCACAUGAUUUAUCGGUUUUCAGUAUUUUAUACAGAAAAAAUACCUCUAGAAAACAUAACUACAGCUGCAUCUACACUAAAACACCAAUGUUAGAUUAAAUACAAUUACAAAAUCAACAAUGUAAUAGAACAUAGGAACAUAGAACAUACGAAACCUGAUGCAGUAUCUGAGGGGGGCAGAAGUGGUUCUAGGCUGUCAGGGAUUACAGGAGAUGAAUUCAGAGUUUUCAAAAGGUGCAUCUGUAGACAGGAGAUGAUCAUCUGUGAAAGAAUGGGAACUUUACAAUAGAGACCAAUGUGAUCUUAAUAUUCAGCUAUUGAACUACUGAACUUGUAAAGACUGCUAAAGAUAAAUUUGUGUCACUACAGGAAUAGUUGAAAACUUAAUUCCAGGAAUAAGACGUCGUAUUUUCAGUCUAGAAACCUCAGCCUGGUUUUAUCCGCUUAACCCAAGCAUGUUUCUAACAGCUGCACCAUUCACACAUUUAUUAGGCUGAGCCAGGACUUUAUGAAUACUCUAAAAGGAAGGGCUCGAAACCGUCUUUUGCGACCAUCCAUGUACAGUAAACUUUUUAAACAGACUUGUGUGUUUGCUAACUAAGUAAAGAAAGACGCCAAUGAAACUGUAUGUAGAUCUUCUGUCUCACAGCCUACUGUACUUCACAGAAGACCAUGUGAGGCCUGUUUCUUACUCUGAUUAAUUUCCUAACACAUAAAUCAUCUGUAGCUAGUGAAAAUACAGCAGGAAUUACUGACGCUGACUCAAGUGAUUGGUUGGAGAAAGGAUAACAUGGAUGUGACUGUCAUCCAUCCAUCCAUAAAACAGCUGACGGAUGAAGAACUGAUUCUGGCUGCAUCUUAUCUGCCUUUUCUGUUUUUUUAGGGUCUUUCUGUGUCGUCCUUUCUCUUAUUCCCUACACUUCCAAAAGCUUUUAACCCUUUUAACACAACACAUUCAUUCAUACACAUAAUUCAUCAACACAGUCAGUGAGGCCUCUGAUGACUCUUCCGCCGGUGUAUAAGUUUGAGAAAUGGCGAAAGUCUUUGGUCUAAAAUCAGCUCUGUGUCUGUGUGUCUUCAGCUCCCAGCUUGGCCUCCUACUAUCACGUCAUGUCAAUCGCCUGCCACGGAGGUAAUCAGAGUUUUGUUGUCAUAUCACACUUGAUCAAGGGUCAGGUUUGGUACUGCUGUCUGUGUGCUGAGCUGUGGUUAAGUGGUUAUGUUUCUUUUCCAGCAUCUAGCCAGGCCACCAAUGACAUUUUCCAGGUUAUCAUGACAACGCUAGAAGGAACCAGCUUCACCUGCCAAGACCCUGAUGACUGUAUGUUUACGUUUUCCUCUAUUACAUUUUAACUGACACAACAGUCGGCCUAGAUAAUCUAUAUACAUGUUUUUAGAUUAUAUAUAGUCUUCUAGAGCUGUGUAAAUGUGACAUCAACUGUAUGUUUUCUGAUAUGAAGACUGAUUUGUACAGAGCAUAAAACAAUGUGUGGUUGGCCCAACGAUGUUUUCAUCAUGUAGUUUGAAAAGAGGAGCACACGGGGCGUGCAGAUGGUCCGAGCAGGUUUGCACGCCCCGUGUAUGGGGACCAUGGUCCCAGCAGCUGUCGGGGUUUCCAGUCCGGCCCCGACCCUGUACUGCAUGUCCUGCCCCCUCUCUCUCUGUCUUCCCACAUUUCACCCUGUCCUAUCUAUAAACGGCAAAAAUUGCCCAAAGAAAUUCUUUAAAAAAAAAAAGAAAAAGGAGCACAUUUCAACUCAAUAGAGAAGAAAACUUUAAUUCUUAAAUUAGAAAGCAUCUUUUGGAGAACCUUUGAUAGUUUUAUUGGAGAAACACAUUGAAAAUUAACUGUAUUACCUGUCAUAUCAAUGGAUACCUCUGUACAGUACACGUCCAUUUCAGACACAUUGCGUUGGUUCAGCUCUGUUGUGUGUAGUUCAUAUUAGUAUUCCAAACUGUGCAUCAGCUCCUGUUGUUUAAAACUGGUAUUAGACAGAGAUACAGUUAACACUCCUGACUGAGGGUUAUAUCCACUAAGAUGUGACUCCCAUCUCUGUUUUUUUUUCAGCUUUGUUCUUCGUGAGUGCCAUGAGAAUAGUAAGUGUUAUUUUUCUUGAUAUUUAUUGAAAACAUGUUUCCUCCUGUGGAAUAAUUAUAAUAAUCACUUCAUUCUGACUUUUUUUGUUGAGGUCUGUUUUCUAUUGAGGACUUUUAAAAGUUUUUUUUGUUUGUUUGUUUGUUUUUUUUUGCCUACUGUAGACGUCUACAUCUAGUUUUACAUAAGCAUGUUCCAGUAAAUCAAACAAGCUCGAUAUCUUUUUCUCGCUCUCUGCCUCCAACAGUGUUUCGAUCUCAAAGAUCUGCAGAUGGCUUUCAAAGUCCACAGUCUGCUGGAAGUGGGUGAAAACUGGAGAUUUUUGAGAGAUUCUUACCAGCAUAAUUUGUACUAGUAAGUACAGACAACCAUGUAGUUAAAUCCAUGUUAAAGUAUUUGCUAAUGAACCUCAUCUUGGCCUGACCGUUGAAGUCUAUGGAUAAGUUCCAGGUGAUGAUGAAGUCCCACAUGUUCAUUCUUCCUAACAGGGGUUUUUUGCUUUCUUUUCUAGUGGUCGUUUCUUCAAUCUGCUGUGUUUGAUGGAGCACAUUGACACAGUACUGGAGUGGCACAGGCGCCUCUCUCCCUCGGUCAGUGCACCUCUCGCUCACUCACUCAUCCCUCUCACCAUCCCUCUCCUGCUCUUUCAUAUAAUGCCUCAUAUGAUAAGUCAAUAAAAAAGCAGCUUUGCUGGUAUCUCACCAUCCACUUCUAUGAAAGCACUGACAGACAUUGUAGGAAAGUAAAGGGUAUACUUAUAGACUGUAUGCAGGCCCAAUUCCACAAAGCUAGGAUGCAAUGUAAAGUGUCAGCCCUCUGACUCCUCUACCCUGGAGUUGUCCUGUUGUUUUCUGUGCAGCACCUGGUUUGAGAAGUUCUUGCUGUAUUAUGGCAGCUUUUACAAAAAAAAAUAAGUCAUCGUCUGGAUCAAGUUGCUCCAGACCUGUAUUGAAUCUGUAUUGAACAACAUUAAUGGUGCUUCUCAGAUGUAAAGGCUUUCCAAGACAAAAACAUGUAGUAUCCCUACACCAUCAGGGAUGCUGGCGUUUGCCCUGUGCUCCUAUAAAAAAGACAGUUUGGAGCCUCUCCUCUUUAGAGCACAGAAAACAGCCUCCAUGAUUCCUAAAAAGAAAGUCAGAUUUUUAAUCUUUUUUUUUACCUCCUGUGUUUUCCAACCCCAAAAGUCCUGUUUUUCAUAUAACUGUAAAAUUUUUACUUACUAACCAACUAACUCGCUCACUUGCUUACUUACUUGGUGAAUUACUUCCUAUCAUACUUGAGUCAGAAAUGACUCUUUCUUUGUACAAGAUCGUAGAGACAGAGUGGAGCACAUUGCCAUGUUAGCUUGAUUUAGUAUAAAGUUUGGCAUCUACAGUUCAGAGUACUUUUGAAAAAGGCUGCUUGCUUUGGCUGAUGAACAAAGUGUACUUAAACAUGAACAGCUUACUCCUCAAUCAAUGCAUUUUUCUGGGGGACUAUUAUCUUGAGUGUACCCUGCUUUAGAGUUUCAUUUCCUCUAAAUGGGACCAUGAUUUGCUGAUUAAACAUACUGCUGUUUCCGAGAAAACUUGAAGCUACAGGCUGAGACCAGGAUCUCCUAAGUCUCCAGCAUAAGUGCAAUACUAUAUAUAUAUAUAUAUUGUUUUUCUCUCAUAAAGAGAGUGUAAAAUUUAAACCAGCCCUCUCUAUAAAUGACCUCUUUUCUGUGUGGUUUCAUUCUGUGUUUGCAGCUGUAUUACCCUAACAGUCAGAACCUGAGUAGCAUACUGCAGGCUCUGGACACUGACUGUCGUCUGGACUUGCUGCCUGCUGUAUGGAAAGGUAAGUUUAUGGAGGGUGUGACAGCCAGAGGAAUCUGAUAUGACUCAGUGCAUGCCUUGAGUAGUCCAUCACUAAGAGAAUCGUACUCCUCCUGAGAGCCAGAACAGCUCUGAGAACAAAUCAAUAAGAGUGAGCUCUGUCGAGUUUGAAAUGAUUACACUGGGGAAGAAUCAGAGCAAUUUUUCCACAGAAAUGCUGUGACUCUAAAGGACAAAUCCACAAAGAAGAUCUUGGGAGAUGACCCCAGUGUUGGUCAUGGUAGUAGUAAACAGUAUAAACUUAAACCUGUCUGCUGUAGCUUGUGUAAAUCUUUGCUCAUACAUUAUAAAUAAGGGUUAAGAGGCCGUCCUAUUAAAAAGCAGAGUGCACAUAAGGUGUACCUGUCGUACAUCAGUGUGGGCAUCCAAGUUCUAACCCCCACUUACAUCCCAAUGUCAUGAUUAUUAUGGAUGAAUUAUCAAAAGACUCAUUACAAAUGUUGAUGGAGAGCCUAAGAGUGUUGUACUCUUCCUGUGUUUUUCAGAUAUCUACACUCUGGGACAUGAUAACAAAGCUGACCUUGUAGAGGAGUUGCUUGCCCUGAUGGCCAGAGACACACACAGUCCUGAGGUCAGUGGAAGUGGACAGGAUGUACUCUCACAAGCCGGGAUGAUCUUUGUGAUUUUUCAGCUAUAUGGAGAUAGUACAGCACAAAGCGAGAUCAUGUGUUUGUGUGUCUGCAGGUUCAGGAGUCUUUUGCAGAGUGUGCUCUGGAUGUAAAAAAUGUAAUUGACAGAGUCGGAAGAAGGCCCAGCCUGGAGUGGAACCCCGCCUCACUCUCACACAUCACUACUUUGCUUCUGCGAGCUGGCAAGAUUCAACAGGCCUGGUAGGAGAGACAGUCUGUGUGUCUGCUGAUCUGUGUACAGGAGAGCUUUUACUGGAGUCUGACUCCACUGACGCUCACUAGUGCCAACUGACACUUAAGUGAAGUGCAUCUGAUUUCUGCUCUCUGUUAUCCUCUACAGGGAGAUGCUGCAGCUCUUCAAAUCCAAUAACAGAGUCCCAGCGUAAGUGGGCCCAAAUCACAAACACAAGAAACUGAUUAGUAUUGUGGUAUAAGACGAUAUGCCGAUGACAUUGAAAGUCUCAGAGUGGACACAGAGCUCUUCUUUAGAGCUUCUGAAAACAAACUGCACAUGCCACCUGGAGGAACUUCUCUAUGACCUAGAUCCUCAAACUUGUUAUUACUGGUAGUAAAAGGGAAAUUAUUGGCACCAAUUUCUCCAGCCUGUCAAGACAGGAGACUUCAACACACCAAAAUAUAGUUAACAUGUUAACAAAAAAAAACAGUUUCAGUUCCUCUUAAAGUUACAGCUCUGAAGAUAAAGGAGGUGAGCACACCUUAUAUUAAUGCAGCAGAGGAUAAGUGUGUGUUUUCUGUUGUCUUGUUUCACAGUCAGGGGCUUUUGGAGGAGUUCCUGUCUGUGUGUCACAGUAAGGGCUCCACACAGAUGGCAGUGGAGCUGGUUCAGACGUCUGCUACCUUCUGUCUGUCUGCAACAUCAACACUGGCAAAGAGGACACUGGCUGAGUUUGAUCUGACAGAGGAGCAAAGGUUAGGACCUGAUAAUAGUCAUAAUAACUUAAAAAAAAAAUGUACAAAGUGCUUCGAUGGACAAAGCAGAAUAAAUGAUAUGACAGCAGGGGGGAUGCAUAAACAUACUGUAUAUAUGUAUAUAUUUAUAUUCAUAUGCAGUGGAUAUAAAAAGUCUACAAACCCCUGUUCAACUGCCAGGUUUUAGCGAUGUAAGAAAAUGACAGCUAGAUAAAUAUUUUCACAACUUUUUCCACCUUUAAUGUGACCUAUAACCCGUACAAUGCAAUUGAAAAACAAACUGAAACCUUUAAGGGGAAAAAUAAAAAAUAGAAAAAUUAAAGUAACCUGGUUGCAUAAAUAUGCACACCCUUAAACUAAUACUUUGUUGCAGCACCUUUGGCUUUUAUUACAGCACUCAGUCUUUUUGGGUAGGAGCCUGUCAGUGUGGCAUAUCUUGAUGUGGCAAUAUUUGCCCACUUUUUUUUUGCAAAACCGCUCCAAAUCUGACAGAUUGCGAGGGCAUCUCCUGUGCUCAGCCCUCUUCAGAUCACCCCGCAAAUGUUCGAUGGGAUUCAGGUCUGGGCUCUGGCUGGGCCAUUCCAAAGUCUCAAUCUUAUUCCAGUGAAGCCAUUCUUUUGUUGAUUUAGAUGUGUGCUUUGGGUCAUUGUCGUGCUGAAAGAUGAAGUUCCUCUUCAUCUUCAGCUUUCUAGCAGAAGGCCCAAGAUUUUGUGCCAACACUGACUGGUAUUUGGAACUGUUCAUAAUUCCCUUUCCCCUGACUAAGGCACCAGUUCCAGCUAAAGAAAAACAGCCCCAAAGCAUGAUGCUGCCACAACCAUGCUUCACUGUAGGUAUGGUGUUCUUUUGGUGAUGAGCAGUGUUGAUUUUGCGCCUGAUAUACCUUUUGCAAUGAUGCCCAAAAAGUUCUACUUUGGUUUCAUCAGACCAUAACACAUUUUCCCACAUGUGUUUGGGAGAUUUUAGAUUUCUUUUUGCAAAAUUAAGCCGGGCUUUGAUGUUUUUCUUUUUAAGAUAAGGCUUCCAUCUUGCCACCCUACCCUUGUUUGUCACAUGUUCUACACAGCCAGUACUUACCAGAAAUUCCUGCAGUUCCUUCAGUGUUGCUGUCGGCCUCUUGGUAGUAUAGUAGUAGUAGUAGUAGUAGUAGGUAGUAUAGCCUCCCUGACAAGUUUUCUUCUCGUCUUGUCAUCAAUUUUGGACGGACGUCCUGUUCUUGGUAAUGUCAUCAUUGGGCCAUAUUUUCUCCACUUAAUAAUGAUGGUCUUCACUGUGUUCCGUGGUAGAACAGCUGAAUUUUAUUUGCGGUUGAUCAGAGACACUUUAAUUGUUGACAGGUGUGUGCUGACUUCAGUUUAACCUGAGUUUAAAUGUUAUUGGUUAAAUCUGAACGCAGCCACAUACCCAGUUAUUAAAGAGUGUGCACACUUAUGCAACCACAUGAUCUCAGUUGUUUAUUUUUACUUCAGCUCCCUAAAAAAAUUCUGUUUGUUUUUCAAUUGUGUUGUACAGGUUAUAGGUCACAUUAAAGGUUGCAAAAUUAUUUAUCUUGAUUUAAUUUUUUUACAUGACAAAAACCUGGCAGUUGAACAGGGGUGUGUAGACUUUCUAUAUCCACUGUAUGUAAAUCAUGUCAUUAUAGAAAUACAAACCCUGAUUCCAGUAAGGUUUGGACGUUUGUGUAAAAUGUGUAAAAACAAAACAAUGAUUUUCCUUUGUGCAAAGGAAAAAAAUAAACACUUUUAAAAGGGUAGGAAGAGUUGUAACAUUUGAGGAGCACUGAAGUUUCCCAGAAAAAGAUGAAGGAAGAAAGGGAAAAAAAGGGGCAUUACAUCAGAAUAAAAACAGAUUAAAAAGAUGAAAGGUAGAUACAAUUAAACUAACCAAAAUUUAUAUGAAUAAAUAAAUGAAAUCAAGGAGAGGACUUCUUGAUCUCAUCUCAAAGUUAUGAAAGAAAAAUUGUAGAUAAAAUCAAGUAAAAAGUUAAAAAUGGUUUCAAAGUGAGUUUUCAGAAGUGAUUGAGAAGAUGUGAAUGAUUCUGCACACCUUAUCUCCCAAAGGAGGUCCUUUUAAAGUCCUAAUCUCCUCCAGAGGGACCUCCAAAGUCCUUUUCUGUUCAGGAGGAGGUUAUUGUUGUCAUUAACCCUGUCUUGUUUAGCAUGAGCUCUUGGUCAGUGUGAAGAUUUCAAACACAAAACUUGACCAAUCAAACGACCCCAUCAAAGCUCCAUUCACUUCAGAGGGAAAUGUUUAAAUUUUGGAGGACUUAGCUGGUAAAGCUUCAGAGAGGAACUAUUGUGAGGGUAAAUUUUUGUACCCUGCUCUUUGUGAACAAUGAAAUGUAUUACUUCUUUGAAAAUCUUCAAGCUGUAUCAGCAGUGAGCAUGUUAAUCAUCAGUACUGACAAUUUCCCCAACAACAGUUUGAAGUGUUACAAACUAGAGUGUAGUUGCCAUCAGUUCUUAUGUUUAUGGGCUUGUUUGCUUUUGUAGGAUAUAUAAAGGCAUCUCUAUGAAUUUCAGUCUGUUUCAAAGCCAACGAAAAACUCCUCCCAGGAGCUUUUAACCUUUCUUCACCGGGCAAUUUCAGCAUACAACACAAACCCUUCAGAGCAGAGCUGAGGUGCUGUGGCUUCUGAAUAUAGCAGAUCUAGGGGCACCAUUAUCCCAGCAGUAUCUGCUGUACAGUCUGAGGCAGGUAACAGUACCUGCAAACCUUUAAUCAGGCCAGGGUUUGUUUCCUUAGUGAAAUCAUAACCACAGAAUUUUCCCUGAAAACAUCUCCAUCUUAUUUAUUCAUUUCCUGCCCAAAACAAGCUUUCUUGUGUUUUUGUUUUUAUUUUGCACCACAUGUCAGUGAUUGUUAAUGGAGACAUGGCUCCUUGCCCCUAAUGAACCUGGGAAGUUUCUUCCUUAAAAUGUCAGUUCUUAAAAUCCCAUUUCCUUUUCUGAUCAUGACUAACCAAUUGUCUGAAAUCUCUCUCACAUCAAGUCAGCCUCAAAUCCUUGGUGCCUUUUUUAAACAUUGUGUGAAGCUCUGAGGCUCUCUUCAGGUCGAGAGUCUAAUCUGUGUUAGUGACAGGUUAGAAGUUUUCAUUCUGAACUUGACAGGACCUAAGAACAAACAGCAGUUCCGCGUAGUCUGAGAAAAGGUUCUGGUAGAGUUCAGUCUCAAUAUUAUGUGACAUUUGUCGUCUUUACUGUGCUGUCUUUUUGAGAAACCUUUUUUUUUGUCUAUUCAGAGCCACAUUAUCUGACCUAGAGUCAGCAGGAGAGUCGUUCGAGUGAUGGAGAAACCAGUGGGUGAACCAAGAAGACACAAAUCCACUUAUAAAUAAUCCUACAAGAUACCGUCACAGACAUUGAAGUGUAUCUGUGUGAUAAACCUGUUUGUCUCAAAUAAAAUAGAUCAAAUCUGCACCUCUGCUGAAUAUCCUGUGUUGUCUGUAAGCUAGAGGGUGCUGUCUCUCUCUCUCUCUCUCUCUCUCUCUGUAUUCUGAGAACAACCACUUAAAGAUCAGACAAUACAUGAGAAGUGUUGUAGUUUUAUUUCAAUUUUAAGGACUACACAUUUCUUAUUACACCAGGCUGUUUUUGCCUGAAUGAAGAAACAAAACUAAUGAAAAAAGAAACCCAAAUAAAUACCAUUUUAAAAUCCAUAAAAACCUGACCCUGGCAGCAUGAAUACAUAUUUACCAUUGAAACUAUAGAGAUCUUUGUGAUCACACUGUAAAGUGUGUGGCAAAUUUCUGCUGGCAACAACUGUCCAGUUUCCUCAAAUUACUGAUAAAGCACUUCCUGCGUGUGUUUCACUGAUAGUCUGGAAUUCUUGUUUUAAUGGUGGAGCGUCUAAUCGUUUCCUUCAAGACCUCCCUGCAGGUUUGCAGAAAUAAACCCGUCCACAGAUGAUGUUAUUUCUGCACAUGCAUGCAUGCAUGUCACAUAGUUUUCAUAGGAAAUGAUGAAAAUGUAAAUAAGGUAUCUCAAAUUCAAAUGACACUCUGAUUGAUGCAUGUUUUUUCUGAGGAUCUGUUACCAUAAUCUGCGUUUAGCCAGAGGCUGUCAAUCUCUCCUUGUAUUUAAAAACAUAGAAACAUAAAUUAAUUCUAGGUGAGGGUAUUUGUUCCAAACACUACAGGACUGAUGUUGUUUCUUGCAGAAUCUACUCUUGUCAUAUUUUGUUCUGAUUUUCUAUUUGGCUUCUUGUUGACGUCCAAGUGAAGUUAUGUAAAAGUUCAGUAAAGUGUGUGUGUGUGUGUGUGUGUGUGUGUGUGUGUGUGUGUGUGUGUGUGCUCAAAAACACAUGAGUGUAGAAGUGCAAGCCUGCACAGGUGAGUCCUGACACUAACAUGCCUUUUCCGUCUCGACCAAUCGUCAGCCAAGCUCCUGGCAUGACCAAAUAAGGGCAAAUGGGCCAAAGUAUGGGGUCAGGCUCUGAGAUGGGUGUGGUCUGUGGAGGGAGUGCAUUGUUCUCUGAAGGACCUGCAUCAGGACACUCACUCAGGCUCACAAACUUUAUACCAAAGCACAAACUUACUGUAAAUCUGAUCUCUUAACCUGCCUAAGACAUAUGCACACCUUUCUUCAUACACCUAAACUCACUCUCACAUAGUUAUCGUGAGAAGUUCAGACUUCUGAAUUAUUUAAACAUACUUUCUACAUCAAAGAUCCUGCACUUUUCUGAAAAGUUUAAAGACACUCUAAAAGGUGGCAUGAUUAAAGUGACAUUAUACCGUCUGAGACAAAAGCAGAUGAAGUAAAGGAUUAUACCAGCCAUGGAUAUAAGACCUAAAAGACCUGGAAUUAUGAGAGGAGUGUAAAGUGAUCCGUAACAAUGGGGUCCUUGACUGUUUGGAUCAAAAGCAAGGACGUCAUUGGUGUUCAGCAAGCUUGCAAAAAACCUCAGUGGAGGUGGCCAUCAGCAUUCCUUUCUCCCACUCCUUUCUCCACCAUGAAUGUGCCAUACUGGAGCGGGGUCAGACCUGUCCACAAACACAGGAUGUGACAAAAUGUCCUCUAAAGCUUUUAAUAGCUCUUAGUCUGCUGUUAACACAUCUAACUGGUCAUGAGGCUUAAAAAAGUCUGAAGAUGAGAUAGGAUUUUUCUGUUCUGGGAAAAGUAAGUAGAAGGGAGGAAGACUGGAAAAGAGGGAGGAUGAGAUAAAAGAAGAAACAAAUGUGAGUGUGAAGAGGUGGGAGAAAAAGUGGGACAUGAAUGAAACUCUUCACUGCAGCAGGAAAACUGUAUAUCUCAGAGUUCAGACACAGGGAAAUGAGGUGGGAAAAGCUAACUCAGGUCCAGUGAUGGACACACAUGAAGUACAUUUACUUCAGUCCUGUUCUGGAGUACAUUUUUGAGUAUCUGUAUUUGACUCAAGCAUCCUUUUCUCUCCACUCUGCUUAAAAGACAAACAUCCUGCUUUAACUGCAUUUAGACCAUAACUGUGUUAGUCCAGCCUGUGGUUUGUCUAAGUGGCGUUGCCGUACAUCUAUGUUGCACAUCUCCAAGGUUGGUCUUGGAGCAAAUAUCACUUAGAAUAGGUAGUUUAUUUGGUGGUGGUAAUGAUGGCUACAGCAGACAAAGAUAAUGAUUCUCCACCCAAACUUCUGAACACAUACUUGAUCAAAGCCAAAUGCAAAAUGUGUCAUCCAACCUGAGAAAGCGUUACAGAAUAUAAAGCUUAAUGUUUGCUUCAUUCCAAGGUGAAUAUCUUGAACCAGUUAAACUCUGCAUGUAGUGACUGGGUGUCAGGUCUUGAUUUGUGGUUGCUUAUUCCUGUUAUAAUACCUCUUUAGGAGCUGCAAACAUGGCAAUCUAUGGCAUGUUAGUUUAUAAUUAGUAAUUGAUCUCUUCUGUACUACACUGUAGAAUGCACAUCGAUGUGCUUUUGCAAUAUAAAGAUACAACAAUGGUUUAUGGUUGUUUGGAAAUUGAGUUUUAAUACUAAACUUUUUUGAAAGGCAAGCCCUUAAACUCAAGUGGUAAUUAAACUAAACAACUUUCACCUGUAGUGGAGAAACAUUUUACGUGGAGGAGCUUGGACUGAAGUAAUGACUGGUCCACCACUGCUUAGGAAAAACUGCAUAUUGAAGGACAACCUGCUUUCAGGACUGGCUUCAGAUGAAGCCACACAGCAAACCUAACUGGAGUCACAUCAAUUUCACUUCAGUUUUUCCUAUUAACUUUGAAUACUGCAGUCAAUUUACAGCGACCAACAG